Ilex paraguariensis (yerba mate) is the source of this 1170-nucleotide messenger RNA. Lineage: Eukaryota; Viridiplantae; Streptophyta; Magnoliopsida; Aquifoliales; Aquifoliaceae. The record is from the annotation of a GenBank genome assembly.
AUGAAUAAUUCAACAAAACUUUUGAUGGAAACAAAGAAGAAGAGGAAGGCCGAGGGAAAGUAUCGGCCAAAAGUGGAUAAUACAGCUGGAAUUUGGCAAAUGAAGAAUAAACAGGUUGGUGAUCAAUCCUGUCCAAAACCUCCAAUGGUCCAUUCCUUCGGUUGUCCUUGUGCAAAACAAAAUAAAAAUGUUGAUCACUCCUCCUCUCUUGCAAAUUUGGUAAGUUCAUCCAUUCCAGCUUUCUUCAACAGAAAUGGUGAAGAGCUUUAUCAUAAUAGGUUUUGUCAUAAGCCUGUGUUACUAGACCGUGGUACUCAGUUGGAUAAGAUGACAGAUGUGGACUGUGCUAUUAUUUUUUAUUUUCGACAUUGGAAUUCUAUAGUUCAAAUAGAUAAGAACGAUAAAGCAUAUGAUGAAUUUGUGAGGAUAUUUUAUGCAAAUAUGCAUGAUGUUGAGAAUGAAGAUUUGAAAUUUAAAUCUUAUAUGAGGAAUGUACGUUUUCAAGUGAACUUGGAUUUGAUUUCAAAGAUAUUGAAUGUUGUCUCACCUUUUGUUGUUGAAAAUACUUUGACAUACCCAUUCAAGAAUCUCAGUGAUCAACCUGCCCUCGCGGAUGUUGCAACAGAACUUUAUGAUAGACCUUUUAAUCUGAAGAUAGAGACAUUUUAUCAAAGAUAUCUCACUAACACUUAUAGGAUUUUAAACCGUAUAGUGGGAUGUAAUAUUAAUCAGAGAGGACAUAGUGCUAAUUUUGGACUUGAUAGAGCUCAUCUACUCUAUGCCAUUAGGAAGGGGAUAACUAUAGAUCUCCCUCAUCUAAUAUUUAAUGAAAUUGUUUCCACGUUUGACGUUGGAGAUAGGCAAAAAAGUCUCCCAUUCCCCAUCUUAAUUUCAAAGAUCAUGAUGCAUUAUGGAGUUGUUAUUCACCCAACCGACAGUUAUAAGUCCCCUAUGUGUGACACCCCAAAUUCAUGGGGUCCGUUAAUUUCCCAUCAACUCAUGGAAUGCCCGUGGAUACCGUAUAACUCGAUAUCGCACCGUUGUGUCCCAUUUACUAGGAUCCAUAAUUUAACGGGCAGAGUCUCCUUUGUACGGGAAGCUCUACCCCAAAACACAAUCUGUGCAAUCAACAUUUACAUGACCCAUCCGAGGUCCAAUAUAAUACCAUAA